AUGUGCUUUGGAUGCCCCCUUAAGCCCCUAAGAAGCACCACAAUUGGCACCACUUGGUGCUGUCGCCAUGCGCGCGUGCAACGACAGCCUCCCGCGCGUUCGAUCGAGCCGCGCGGAGGCGCACGCACGCCCCAGAUGCAUGCGGAUGCCACCCGCCUGCGCGAGCGCCUUACCGCGCGCGGUGUAGUAGAUAUUGCGUUGAUAACGCGGGCAGUUGAAGGUCUGGAGGUCUAUCCAAUGUCGAUGCUGCAGCUCCAGGAGACGAAAGUAGCCCAACUCCUCCAGACAAUCCGCCAUCAAGUUGACAGCCCCCUCCAAAAGCGGAUUCGCGCCAUUAUCAAGGCCUGGCAAAAGCUCCUCGAGCCGGAUUCUGCCUGUGCUACUGUCAUUCCACUUCAGCGUCCCUGCAACCCCUCAAACCCGAUUUCCCAAACCGCGGCAGCGAAACAUUCAGCAUCCAACAAUAGAUCGUCUCCCAGGUCAAAUGGCCAGCACAAACCCCCUCGUAACCACUCCGUGACGAAUCCUCUCUCAUCCUACCAGCAGGCACCUUCAAAACCAUCUCCUGCUUCCUCUUGUCCUCGUAAAAAGGUCUUUGCUACCUCCCUCAACGGUUCUCCUCGGUCCAUAAAUGGACGUCCCCUGACGACGUCGACGACAGAACCGCCAAAACUCGCAAAGGUAAAAUCCACCGCAGAACUAAUUCAGGCAGCAGGCGGGUGCAUCGAUUCAGUGACCAAGGACAGGAUUCUGAGCAAUAGAAUCGCCAAGGAGUCCGACGAGUACCCGCGCCUGGUUCCACAGGCUAUUCGGUCCUCACGAAAAGCCAAGAAUGAACCCAAACAGCUCCCCUCGGCGAAGUCGGUGCCCCUCGCGGACCGGGGGGUUCCUGCGCCAUCCCCUCAGCGUAAUCCGCCUAUUUCUGCUGCCAAGUCAGAGAUGAUUGCCAAGUUUCUGGAGCACUCGGUUGUUGACGUGGCAGCCCCGGCGGCCACUCCACGCUCACAUUCAGCCGCCACCCCCGCGUCCGUCGCUCCACUUCCGUCCUGUGAUCCACAAAAGAAGCACCAUCAUCACAGCCACCGGCACGCCAAGGAGAAGCGAAAGCACAAACGGAAGUACCCUGACGAAUCAGACGAAAAACCCUCCACAAUCCCCAUUACCAAUCGAAUGGACGAUUGGCCAGAGCUUCCUCCUCUGACCGACGACGUGCUAGCAUCCGCUUUUGAAGAGCGCCAUUCCGGCGACACACCGUCUUUUGCUGAUUUGGUGAAUCUGAGGAAUGUAGGCGCUCUGCUAGACGGUUCCUGGCCCGAAGUAAGUGCCACUCGCGACGACGAUAACAACCUCCAACCCAUGACAGCACUGUAUUCGGUCGACAUGGGCGACGACCAGCUUGUACACAUAUUGCCAUGGACGAAUCUCUCCGACUAUCGGCAGACCUUUUUUCCUUCAGGCGCGGUAACAGAUCUGGACCGUUUGAUUGACUUGCCCGAUCCCUGGUGA
Mesocestoides corti is the source of this 1506-nucleotide messenger RNA. NCBI's taxonomy places the organism in Eukaryota, Metazoa, Platyhelminthes, Cestoda, Cyclophyllidea, Mesocestoididae. The record is from the annotation of a GenBank genome assembly.